Molecule: messenger RNA, 5421 nt
Organism: Microthlaspi erraticum
Lineage: Eukaryota; Viridiplantae; Streptophyta; Magnoliopsida; Brassicales; Brassicaceae
Source: the annotation of a GenBank genome assembly
AUGGAGAGAAUAAACACGAAAUGGGUAGCAGCAGCAGCGAGCAUAUGGAUUCAAAGCUUCAGCGGAGCUACAUACACAUUUGCAAUCUACUCUUCAAUCCUCAAGUCAUCUCAAUCUUAUGACCAAUCUACCCUCGACUUUGUCUCCGUCUUCAAAGACAUCGGUGGCACUUUAGGCAUCUUCUCCGGUUUCCUCUACACGGCCAUGACCUCCGGUCGUGGUGGUGCUAGUGGGCCAUGGGUUGUCGUUUUCGUUGGCUUGGUUCAGUGGUUUCUUGGAUUCUUUUUCAUGUGGGCUUCCGUCGUUGGCCUCAUUCCUCCGCCUCCUGUGCCGCUCAUGUGCUUGUUCGUCUUCUUGGCUGGUCACUCCCUCCCGUUUUUCAACACCGCUAGUGUCGUCACCGCCGCUCGUAACUUCCCUGACUACGGCGGGACCGCCGUCGGCAUUAUGCAGGGGUUUCUAGGUCUAAGUGGAGCAAUUCUGAUUCAGCUGUACCACGCUGUCUCCGGCGGAGAAGGUAACCCAGCGACAUUCCUUCUAAUUCUGGCCAUAGUACCAACGGUUGUCAUGUUCUUGAAUAUGCCUUUUGUGAGAGUCUAUGAAACGGUCACAACGAGUAACAAGAAGCAUUUGGAUGGUCUCUCUGUGAUCUCUUUGAUCAUCUCCGCGUAUCUUAUGGUCGUUAUAGUUUUCGAAAACGUUCUUGGUCUGUCACGGUCCAUGCAGAUUCUCACCUUCCUCCUCGUGCUGAUACUGCUUGCCUCUCCUCUCUUGGUUGCGGUUAGAGCUCUACGCGAAGAAAGGCACACACUUUCUUCUUCAUCUCUAGAAUCCCCUGUUCUCGCCUUGCUCGAGUCUCAUUGUGAAGAUGGAGAUGGUGUGGUUGUAGAAGACUCGAACAUAUUGGAAGCAAUGAGCACAAUGAACUUCUGGCUACUCUUCUUGGCAAUGCUGUGUGGGAUGGGAUCUGGAUUCGCGACUAUAAACAAUAUGAGACAGAUUGGGGAGUCUCUUCGUUACUCUACUGUUCAGCUUAACUCUCUGGUGUCUCUCUGGAGCAUAUGGAACUUUCUAGGCCGGUUUGGGGCCGGUUACGUAUCAGACACGUUCUUACACAAACACAGCUGGCCAAGACCGGUUUUUAUGGCGAUAACUCUAGGCGUCAUGGCUAUAGGUCACGUUGUGGUGGCCUCUGGUUUACGAGGAAGCCUCUAUGUCGGUUCGGUUUUGAUCGGUAUGGCUUACGGGUCGCAGUGGUCGCUUAUGCCGACGAUUACGUCGGAGAUAUUUGGGAUCAGGCAUAUGGGAAUGAUUUACUUCACGAUUUCCAUUGCUGGUCCCAUUGGGUCGUAUCUUCUUUCUGUGAAAGUGAUUGGUUACUUCUACGACAAGGUAGCUUCUGAGGAGGACAAUUCUUGCUUUGGAAGUCAGUGUUUCAGGACUUCGUUUUUGAUCAUGGCGUCUGUGGCUCUGUUUGGUUCCUUCGUUGCUUCUGUUUUGUUCUUCCGCACUAACAAGUUUUACAAAAGGCUUGUAGCCAAGAGGAGCUUGAAAAGCUCUAUCUUACUCUUGAACAAUUGCUCCCAGGGAAGCUUCUUCAAUCUUAACGAAAACAUGAGCCUCACAUCCUCAGAGACAGACGUUCCUGUUCCCGAAGAUUUUGGGGAGUUCAUGCGCUCUCGCAUACUGCAGUCGAAACGACCCGACCAUGAGCAUCUAUGCGCUGUCAUCGAGGAGCUAUCAAAAACUCUAGCUGAAGAUAGUCAUUCUCGGACUCCUGUGGCUUACUUUGCCGCCACGUGCAUCUCCCUAGACAGCCUCUUGUCUGCAAAUGCUGAACCACCUUUGGAUGUUGUCCAGCCACAUGUUGUCAUCCUUUCCCUUGUGUUCCCUAAAGUCUCAGCAGGAGUGCUGAAGAGGGAUGGUAUGGCUUUGCGUCUCGUCCUCAGCGUGCUUCGUCUUGAAUCAGCCACGACUGAGUGCUUGAUUUCGGCGUUUAAGUGUUUGGUUCAUCUCCUCGCAACCGUUGAGUCCAUUGUGGUGAACGAGGUCUCUGAAUACUGUAGCAUCUUGCUGAAUUUCGUAACUCAUUCAGACGGGAAGGUGAGAAAGCUAGCAACCUCCUGUCUCCGUAAUGUCCUGCAGAAAUCCCAUGGAACAAAGACUUGUCAAUUAGUAAGUGGAGCUAUUGCAGAACUGUUCCAGAAAUAUCUAAACCUUGGCCUUGAAUCAGAAGCGGGUUCUGCUGAAGGAUCCAGGGGAGCGUACCAAAUGAUUCAUGUUAUCAUCACUCUAAAAGAGUGCUUGGCCCUGAUGUCGAGAAAGCACAUUGCUUCUGUGUUGGAGGGCUUCAAGGUGCUGCUGACUAUGCGUGUUCCAGACAUUAUUAGUCCGGUGAUAGACUCUUUAAAUGCAGUGUGUCUCAAUCCAACCUCUGAUGUUCCGGUUGAGGCGCUGGUCGAAGUGUUAUCUAUUGCGGCUGGACCGUUCAAGGCACAUGAAACAUCUGCUGAUGCCAUGACCUUCACGGCGCGUUUGCUGAAAGUUGGAUUGACGAGGGCUUUUUCCCUAAACAGAGAUCUUUGUGUGGCUAAACUUCCUACUGUGUUCAAUGGUCUGAAAGAUACUAUUGCAUCUGAACAUGAGGAGGCAAUCCUUGCAGCAACGGAUGCGUUGAAGAGUUUGAUAUAUUCAUGCAUUGAUGAAAGCUUGAUUAGAGAAGGCGUCAACAGCAUCCAGAACUCAAACUUGAUUGUAAAGAAGUCUACUCCAACAGUCAUUGAAAAACUGUGUGCAGCAGUUGGAAGCUUGCUUGAUUACAAGUACCAUGCAGCCUGGGACAUGUCUUUCCAAGUAGUUUCGGCGAUGUUCAAUAAAUUAGGUGAAAAUUCCACAUAUUUUAUGAGGAAGACCCUCGAGGACUUGUCAGAUAUGCAAGAUUUACCUGAUGAAAGCUUUCCUCAUAGGAAGCAGUUGCAUGAGUGUGUAGGAUCAGCCCUUGGUGCUAUGGGACCUGAAACAUUUUUAAGCAUUGUGCGCUUAAACCUUGAGGCUAGUGAUCUGUCUGAGGUAAACGUUUGGCUCUUCCCAAUCUUGAAGCAGUACACAGCUGGAGGGCGGCUAAGUUUCUUCACAGAUACUAUUUUUAGAAUGGUCGAAACAAUGAGCCAGAAAGCUCAACAGCUCAAGCUACAAGGUCUUACUGCAGCAUCCAAGAGUGUGGAUUCUCUCGUAUAUUCAUUAUGGGCUUUGUUACCUUCAUUUUGUAACUAUCCCAUGGAUACCGAGGAGAGUUUUGCGGAUCUGGGGCAAGUAUUGUGUGGAGCUCUUCAAACGCAGGCUGAAACCCGUGGAAUUAUAUGCACCAGCUUGAAUAUUCUUAUUCAACAAAAUAAGGACAUUGUGGAUGAUAAAGAAGUAUCGGCCAAUGAUGCUAGUCCUGCUGUGCUACGAGCUACUGCUCGCUAUAAUUCACACCAUGCGGCAGCUAAUUUGAAAGUUCUGCGGAUGUGUGCUCCUAGAUUAUUGGAUGUUUUGUCAAGGAUAUUUCAUGAAUCUGGCAAAGAUGAUGGCGGUUCUCUUCAGUCUGCGAUAGGCAAUUUGGCUUCCAUAGCGGAGAAAAAGACUGUUUCCAAGCUACUUUUCAAGACAUUGCGAGAGCUUUUAGAGGCUACGAAAACUGCCAUUGCACAAGAUGAAAGUUCUGCUAGUGGGAUGGACGUGGAUACCGCAGACAAAAACUCUUCUUCCAACCUUAGGGCAAGGCUGUUUGAUUUGUUAGUUUCGAUUUUACCUGGUUUGGAUGGUCAAGAAGUAGCUACCGUAUUCAGUUCUCUGAAGCCUGCAAUGCAGGAUCCCAAGGGCCAAAUCCAAAAGAAAGCGUACAAGGUUCUUUCAAUCAUCUUGAAGAGCUCUGAUGGAUUUGUUUCAAAGAACCUCGAGGAGUUGCUUGAGCUAAUGCACAAUGUAUGCCAUGUCUCUGCCAAGCGCCAUAAACUUGAUUGUUUAUACUUUCUGUUAGCUCAUGCGUCAACGACUGAUGAUCUAAAGGAGAGAAAAGACAUCGUUUCUUCUUUUCUACCCGAAGUUAUACUUGCUUUAAAGGAGGUUAAUAAAAAAACAAGAAACAGAGCCUAUGACGUGCUUGUUCAGAUUGGUCAUGCAUACGCAGAUGAGGAAAAUGGUGGAGACUAUGAGAAAUUACAUGGUUACUUCAAUAUGGUGGUUGGUUGCUUGGCUGGAGAAAAGCCUCAGAUGAUCAGUGCUGCUGUUAAGGGUGUAGCUCGUUUAACAUAUGAGUUCUCGGAUCUCAUAGCUAGUGCUUACAAUUUGCUUCCUUCAACAUUUCUUCUCCUCCAGAGGAGAAAUAAGGAGAUUACAAAAGCAAAUUUAGGUUUGUUGAAGGUGUUGGUGGCUAAAUCACCUGUUGAAGGACUACACGCAAACUUAAAGAGUAUGGUCGAAGGCUUACUGAAGUGGCCAGAAGGAACCAAAAACCUUUUUAAAGCAAAGGUGAGGCUUCUGUUGGAGAUGCUCAUCAAGAAAUGUGGCACGGAGGCUGUCAAGUCCGUGAUGCCUGAGGAACAUAUGAAACUCCUGACAAACAUCAGAAAGGUCACGGAACGCAAAGAGAGAAAAUAUGCAGCUGGCUCUGAAAUGAGUAGAUCGCAGCAUUCAAAAGAAUCUUCAUCAAAGGCUAGCAGGUGGAAUGAUACAAAGAUAUUUUCUGAUUUUGCGGAUGAAGACGAGGACAGCGAUGUAGACUACAUGGAUGGGGAGUCGCGUGGCCGGACCAAGGCUUCCUCUUUUUUGAAAUCUAAGGCAUCCGGAUUGAGAUCCAAGAAAAACCAGAAGCAGAGUCAUCUUGCAGUGGACGAGUCAGAUGAUGAACCGCUUGACUUAUUGGACCGAGACAAAACAAGAUCAGCUCUUCGAUCAAGUGAGCUUCGCAAACAGAAAGCUGACUCGGAUGAAGAAGCAGAGUUUGAUGCGGAAGGACGCCUAAUUAUCAGUGAAGGAGGAGGGAGAGCUAAAAGAAAGGAAAUGUCUGAUGCAGCCUCGGAUGCCAAGAGCAGCAAAGGUAGCCGUUUCUCUGCAAACUCGUCGAAGAAGAACCAAAAGCGGAUGAAGACAUCAGAGUCUGGAUACUCUUACACAGGCAAAGAGUAUGCAAGCAAAAAGGCAAGUGGUGAUCUUAGGAGGAAAGAUAAACUUGAACCAUAUGCUUAUUGGCCACUUGAUCGUAAGAUGAUGAGUCGCAGACCAGAUCAGAGGGCGGUGGCAGUCAGAGGUAUGUCAAGCGUUGUCAGGCUCACAAAGAGGAUGGAAGGCAAGAGCGCUGCGGAAGCACUUGCCACCACCAAGUUCAAAAGAUUCAAGAGGAGUGGUAAGAAAUCUGCUGGCAAGAAGAAAAACAAGUAA